CAUCGCUUGAUCACGUGUCUUAACGCGACGCUCGAGAAUCCCCUCGGUACAUCUCGCCACGUGUUUACCUUCGCCCUCCUCCGCAUUCUCUGCUCAGUUCUUCGCGCGCUCCUUCCCUAUUCUCAAACCGGUGGUUCCGUUUCUUCCCGUUCGUCCCGUUUCCCUCCCUCUCUCUCUAUCUUCUAGUCUUGAACCACCCACAUUGUCAUCGUUGAUCUAGCUCCUUGUGCUCGAAUGAAAAAAUUGAGCUAAGGAGCGCUGCAGAGCAGAGUGAGCUUCAGGUAGGGUUAGGGUUUUAGGGCUUCGAUGUUCAAAUGGGGUGCGCGAGCUCGAAGGCUGACGAUCUGCCGCUUGUAGCACUAUGCCGUGAGCGGAGAGAGCUGAUCCGUGCUGCUGCUGACCACCGCUAUGUUCUGGCAGCUGCUCACGCUUCCUAUUUCCGCGCGCUCGACCGCGUUGGUGAAGCCCUGCACAGGUUUGCCGCCGAGGAGCUCGUUGAAGCCCCGGCAUCCCCUGUUCUUACGCUCCCUCCCUCCGAUGGAAAGCCUUCGAGGUCUAAAUCCGGCGGAUCGAGCACUGUGAAGGGCGAGAAUGCCUCUGACACGGUGGCCUCUUCCCUUCCUUCGCCCUCUUCUUCUUCAGUCUCUCGGUUCUCGGGUUCGCAUUUGGAUGAAGAAUGUCACCAUUUGAAUGACCCUUUGGGUUCGGAAUCGGAAGAGAGUUUUGAAAGAAGGAACGGAGGAGGUGGUGGGGAAGGAUGGAACUCGUUUCCCCAUUCCUUUCCCUUCCCCGCAUUCCCCAAUGCGAACUAUUAUUAUAUGAAGGCUGCUCCGACGAUUCCAUCCACUGUCUACCAGGAUCCGCACAGCGAAAAGUGGUAUAAUGCGCAGGGUCAGCGGUUUGGCUUUGGUUAUGGCUAUGGUUACGGAUAUCCGUCUUUUGUUCAGUCUGGAGGCUAUUUUUAUGAGCCGCCGGGAAUGAGUCGAAAGAAUGAAGCUCCGGCUGCUACUUCAUCUGAAGAACCACCGCCUCCACAGCCACCGCCACCGCCUCCUUCUCAUGUGUCGUCUUGGGAUUUCUUUAAUCCUUUUGAUUCGUAUGAACAGAUGUUUGAUGUGUAUGCGAAGUCAAGAUUUGGGUUGGGUUCGGUUGUUAGCAGUCCUAAUUCAAGCGAGGUUAGGGAGCAGGAAGGCAUACCUGAUCUGGAAGAAGAGACAGAACAGGAAUAUGUGAAAGACACAGGAAAACGGUCGAUUUUGCGAGAGAAGAGAGUGGUUGAUGAUGAUUCGGAUAGGUUUAACUCUAGUGUCGGGAGUUCUGAGGCAGUGGCUGCGCCACAUGUGGAUGAGAAGAUUAGUGCGGUUAUUCCAGAGGAGCGGGAGGAAAAUAAAAUAAGGUUUGAUGGCAGGAAUCUGAAGAAUAGUAAGGAAGUUGAGGAGAAAGAUGCCAGAAACGAAAGGCUACGUUUUGAGGAAGGUGCGGAGGCUGUACUCAUGGAAGACAGCGGGCUGAGCCGGAAUGCGGUAUUGUUGGUUGAGAGAACAAAGAAUGUUGUGGAAGCUGUGAGGGAUAUUACGGAGCAGUUUAAAUCUGCAGCAUCCUGUGGUGACGACGUUUCUAGGUUGCUCGAGGUUGGUAAGAUACAGUAUCGACAAAGGAUAAGAAUUUUCAAAGGUGCAAGUAUACCGAAAAUGAAUGAAGCUGCAUGCACGGAUUUUGAGAAGUAUAUCUCCAUGAAGUCUAGUAACCUUUCAUCAACAUUAGAGCAAUUGUACAUGUGGGAGAAGAAACUGUACAAGGAAGUCAAGGAUGAAGAGAAGCUGAGGUUGUUUUAUGAUAGGAAGUACACUCGCCUCAAAGCUCUGGAUAACAGGGGAGCUGAGUCUAAUAAGAUUGAUUCUACACGAGCUGCAAUAAAUAAGCUCAUCACAAAGAUUAGUAUGACAAUCAAAUCUGUAGAUGCCAUUUCAAGAAGGAUACACAAGCUAAGAGAUGAAGAAUUGCGGCCCCAACUAGUUGAGUUAAUUCAUGGAUUAAUUCGAAUGUGGAGGUCAAUGCUAGAUUGCCAUCAGAGGCAGUUUCAGGCUAUUGUUGAAGCCAGAAGCCAGAAAUUUCUAUUUAAGUCUAUUUCACCGCAGAGUUUGACUGCCAAAGUCACGGCAGAUCUGGAGCUUGAGCUAAUGAACUGGUGCUCGUGUUUCAGCAACUGGGUCAGAGCUCAAAAAGCUUAUAUUGAAUCACUGAAUGGAUGGCUAAUGAAGUGGCUUCAUCAGGAGCAAGAAGAAACGCCUGAUGGUAUUGCACCAUUUUCUCCAGGUAGAAUUGGAGCUCCUGCCAUUUUUGUCAUCUCCAAUAAUUGGCUCCAUAUCACAGAAAGGACAUCCGAGGAUGAGGUACUAUCAGCAAUGCAUGCCUUUGCUACGAAUUUGCACAGAUUAUGCGAAAGCCAGGAUGAGGAACAGCAGCAGAAACUGAAGGCGGAGUAUUUAUCGAAAGAUUUUGCCAGGAAGUUAAAGGCUCUGCAGAAGCAGAACACAGUGAACGAGCAUCCAGAUGCUGCAGCACACAAGAUUACCAUGUCUGCUUCCAAUGAUAUUACGGACUUAAAUAGUGGACAUAUGAUGCGCUUAGAUCUGAUGCGAAAGAGGCUCAACGAAGAAAAGGCGAAACAUAGAGAGGCCAUGAAGCAAAUUCAAGAAGUAGCAUCCUGUAGCUUGAAGACUGGCUUGAUUCCGAUAUUUGAAGCGUUGGAAAAUUAUAGCUCCGAGACGCUCAAAUGUUACAAUGAACUUCGCGUACCGAGAAACGAUACAUGAGCACUUUAAAUUCAGGAGCUCCAUUUUGAUUGAAUCUAUAUGACUAUAUGAGCUGUAGCUCCAAUUGUGCGCAACAAGUUUUCUGGUGCAGAAGCUGGGGAUCUGGAUUUAUUGACAACAAGUUGAAUCCAGAGUUCACAUAAGUCUUACAUGGAAGAACGUUCAAGCAUUGGAGGCCUGUAAAGACUAAGAAAUGGAGCUUAAUUGGUGUGUAUGUGUGACACAUCAAGGAUAAUAUUAAGCCGAUCUGUAUCAUUUCAUGUAGCUUAUUGAUCAGUUAAUUAACUUGUAAGAGGUCAUGUUUCCAGUUGGUAGCGGCCUUCAACUUUUCACUCAUGGCUUUCUUAGCUACAUGGCUCUGAAAUUUGUAUGUUAACCUUAAGCUUAGAUGACGGAUUUGUACACAAGUAGGAUGUAAAAGAAUGUAGCACAUUAUUAUUUAUUUUAAUUGAAAAAUUUUAUGAA
Messenger RNA from Dendrobium catenatum, 3281 nucleotides. Its product is annotated as nitrate regulatory gene2 protein. The coding region runs from base 315 to 2816 and encodes 833 amino acids. The transcript is spliced from 4 exons. Lineage: Eukaryota; Viridiplantae; Streptophyta; Magnoliopsida; Asparagales; Orchidaceae. The record is from RefSeq and is a predicted model, not a curated record.